Molecule: messenger RNA, 5405 nt
Organism: Carassius gibelio (silver crucian carp)
Lineage: Eukaryota; Metazoa; Chordata; Actinopteri; Cypriniformes; Cyprinidae
Product: NACHT, LRR and PYD domains-containing protein 1 homolog
Exons: 10
Coding region: 279-4331 (1350 amino acids)
Biological process (GO): regulation of apoptotic process
Cellular component (GO): cytoplasm
Source: RefSeq, a predicted model, not a curated record
UCAUUGAAGAGCUGGAGAGGCUUCAGUGUGAGAGAAUUGGUCCUGUGAUUGAUGUGACAGUGAUCUCAGGGAAACUGGAGGAGGCACAUCUACCUCAUUACGCCUGUUUAGCAGAGUCAUACUCCUCUCUCAAAUAUGCUGUAAAAGUCCUUGGAAUCUUGGAAUCGGUGGAGCUGACUUGUUUUCAUGCCAAAAUAAUCCAGCCAUCCUUUUGGCCUACCACAGUUAUUAAACAAAAAGACAUCCCUAUUGAACAACAUUUAGAUCUUCUUAUCUUCAUGACAAGCGAAGAUCCUCUUAUUCUCAGUGUCUACAUUCUUCCACUGUUUGAUACUUUUUCAAAGGAAAAAAUUAAGCAUGAAGAAACAGCUAAUAAUCCUCAUGUCCUUGAAAUUGAGCACCCUAGCCCUAGCAUGAAAAUUCAAAUGGACACACCACAUGUUCUUAAAGUAUCCGGUGCCAGCGUAGAUUCCGAAGAAGGGAUUACAUUUUUAAGCAGUAUUCACCCAGUCGUCUUCAAAAUCAAACAAGACAUAGAUGGGGACGUUCAGAUGACUCUCAUCAAACAGCAGCAUGAAAUGUUUGUGUGGAAAACAGUCAUUUGCAAAGACAAACUUAAUCAGAAAAAAAAAGAAAUGAGAAAUUUAAUGGCCAGGUUUGGCAGGUUGUCCACAGAAAUGAGAAAGCACAUCCCUGAAGGACAGAAGCAGAAGCCACGGAAACGUAGGAGUGACAUAAUUCUUCUCUAUAAAGCAUCAGUAAUUGAUAAACGUAAGUUUGUGACCGAGUGUAAUCUUCAAACUGAUGAAUGUGUGGAGCUGGCUGCCCGUUACACUGAACCAGUGAUCAUUCAGAAGAGCAAAGAGCAGACUGAGAAAUACUAUCGUGAGCAUGUGAGGUCUGCACAUGCUUCUGGACUGAAUACAUCUACUCAUCUGUUAUCAAAUGACAAGAAUCAAAGCAUCAGAAUAGACCAGCUGUUCAGUCCUGACAGUGAUGGAAACACACAGAAAACUGUGGUUCUCAGUGGAGAUUCUGGAAGAGGGAAAUCCUUCACGCUACAGAAGAUCAUGUUGGACUGGGCUUCUGGAGAACUUUACUCUGAAAACUUUGAUGUAGUUUUUUUGUUUAAGUGUGAAGAGCUGAAGUGUAUUUUUGAGGAGAUGAGCUUGUUUGAGCUUUUGAGCUGGAGUUGCAGCUUAACAUUGGAUCAGAUCUCACAGAUACUGGAGUUAACAACACCAGAGAAAGUCCUCUUCCUCAUUGAUGGGAUUGAUGAAUAUGUUUCUCAUCCACCCAGUCAUUCGAUGUUAGUACUCACUAAUCCAUCUCAUAGAGCCCGACCCAUGGUCAUUCUUAGGAGCGUGUUAAAGGGAAUCUUGUUGCCUGAGUCAUUCAUUCUUGUCACCACAAGAUCUCGAGCUGCUGAUGCAGUGAUGAACCUCCUCAAGGGUCCUCAGCGUUUCACUGAGAUUAUGGGCUUCUCUGAGAGAGGGGUGCAGGAGUACUUCCAGAAGUUCUUUCAGGAUGAACAGCUCUUCAGGAAAAUGUAUGAGAGAGUGAAGAUAAAUGAAAACCUCCUGACUGCUUGCUCUGUGCCUUUGCUGUGUUGGAUGGUCUGUUUUUGUCUGAAGAAACACAUAACAGAUGAUGAUGGUGUGAUGAGAGAACUAAAGACAAGCACCUCCAUAUAUGUGCACUUUGUGUCCACUCUACUGGAGCAUCAUGACCAGAGUCAGUCUGUCCUCACCAUGCUGAGGAGCCUGGGUCAUCGGGCAGAGGAAGGGGUGAAGAAGCGAGAAGGUCUUUUUGUAGAGAAGAGUGUGACUGCGACUGGCUUAGAUCCUGCUACUAAUGUGUUCUUGUAUAAAGAUAGUUUGAAAAGAAAUAACAGACAGGUGUCAGUGUUCAAGUUCAUGCAUCUCAGCUUCCAGGAGUUUUUCACUGCUCUUUUUUAUGUUUUACUGGAUAAAAAAGAGUCCUGGGAGAAAGUCACAGAUCUGUUGAACUCCCUGAAAAUGAAGGGUAUAAUCAAUAGGCCUUCUCCAGAAAGAAGAACAAAUCCCAUCCCUUCAGUCAUGAUGUUUCUCUGUGGUCUCUUAAAUGAGAAGACGAGCAGCUCACUCUUUGAAAUAAUCAAGUGGACUGUUCCUCAAAUCAUAAAACUAAAGACAAACCUGCAGGAAAGUCUUCUUACAGUGAGGAGACAGCAUGGAUGUGAACUGUUUGCUAUGUGCUGUCUGUAUGAGCUCCAGGAUGAGAAAGUUGUGAGGAGAGCUUUAGGAGACUGGGUAUCCAUCAAUCUGUAUAGCGUUCCCCUGAGGAGCACAGAUUGCUGGGUGCUGCUGUACUGUCUUCAGUGCUGUCCAAACAUCAGAUACCUGAACCUCAUGUACUGUGAUUUAACAGCUGAGAAACUCAAGAUUCUUCAGCCAGCGCUCUGUAUGUGUGAGAAUCUGAGGUUGUCAGUAAAGCACCUGUCAGAAUUUGGAGAUUUGAUCCAGGUUCUUGGUAAAUCUAAGUUCCUGAAAAAAAUGAGGAUUCAGGAAAGUGAGAACAGUGCUGAGAAUCCCAGAUGGUCACUUGAGCUGUCAGUGACUCGUGGAGAUGUUCUGUUGUCUUUGAGCUCCUCAGAAAAGAAUCUAUCGUUUCCAGGAGUCUUAAACAUCACACUUACAUGUCCACAAUCAGAGUUAUCCAGCACUGACUGGACACUCUUCUUACAUAGACUCAGCAAGACAGAAAAAGUAGCAGAAGAUUCUUCAGCUCUUGAUGAGCAUGUCAGUUUGUUGCUGUCUUCAUUUCACUCUGUGGGUUUGAAGACGUUGAAUCUGAAGCUGGUCAGUCUGAAUGAGAGCUGGGCUUCUGGGAUUAUUUUCCUUUCCCAGACCUGCACCAGUCUACAGGAACUCAGAGUCAGUGUCACUGGAUUGCUUUUGGAGGAGGGGCUCACGUUACUGAAGAAAUCACUGACAGAGCCACACUGCACUGUGAUCAUCGAAGGGAGGAAAUGCAGUAAACUCACUGAUCAGUGCAAAGAACAGGACUGGAGUCACAGCUGUAAUGAGAAAGUAGAGAUUCACUUCAAACCAAAGGUUUUGAAAAACCUUAAAGAGCUGACCAUCUCUUACUCAGAACAAUCUGGACUGAAUCUUCAGCCGCUCCCAGUGUGUCAGUCUUGUGUUCACAUUGUUGACUCUGAUCAGUGGGUUCAGGUGGAGCCGUCAGUCUGUACAGAUGAAGGAGGCUCAGAGUUCAGGAUCAGCACUCCGGCGGGUCGAUUCGAGUGCAGCAGGACCAGAAUGCGAUGGAUCUGUGCUGGUGAAAUCACUCUCCAGUAUCGUGCAGUGGAUGGAGGUUUCCUCAGUGAAGAGCUGGAGAGGCUUCAGUGUGAGAGAAUUGGUCCUGUGAUUGAUGUGACAGUGAUCUCAGGGAAACUGGAGGAGGCACAUCUACCUCAUUAUGCCUGUUUGGCAGAGUCAGACCCCUCUCUCACACAAAGUGUAAAGGUCCUCAGUGUUGAAGAUGAGGGAAUAUCCUUGGAAUCAGUGGAGUUAACUCGUUUUCAUGCCAAAAUACUUAAACCAUCUUUUUCUCCUAAAACGAUGCUUAUGAAACUAGGGAUAUCAGUAAAAGUGCACUGUGAUCUACUGAUCUUCAUGACACAAAAGAACCCCAUCAUUCUCCAUGUGUAUUUUUUCCCAUCAGAUUCACUUUUUAAAGAAAAAAUUAAAACAGAGGAAAAACUGAGUCAUCCAAUCAAGUGUUCAAGACCUGAAACUCCACUGCGUAUGAUGAAACAACACAGUCUUGAUGUUCAUGGUGCAUCUGUCCAACCUGAAGCAAUCAAAUUAAGAGGUGACAUCGAGCCAAACUUCUUUCAGGUCAAACAUCCUGUGGACAAUGACAUCAAAAUGUCACUCAGCCAAGUUGAUGAUCAGAAAUCAGUUUGGACUGCAACAGUUUGGAAAGAAUUAAUCAACAUGCAUCCAAACAGGGCUGAGAAUUUGUUUCAAACAGGACAAAACCAAAAUACACCACGAUUGUCUGUCAACUUUGAUAAAGUUCAGUUUUUUGAUAGAAAUUGGUGUGCUCUUAUUAGAAGUGUUGAGAAUGUAAAUAACAUUGCAGACAAUCUGCUGCAAAAGCAAAUCAUUCAUGAAGAAUUAUAUUCUGAAAUCACACAUCCAACUUCAACCAGUGAAGCCAGCAUGAGGAAGAUCUGCAGUAUAGUGCGUAAAGGUAGUGACACUGUGAAAGAAAUGUUCAUCUGCAUUCUUCUGGAAGAAGAUCCCGACCUUUUAAAUCAUUUGCCUUUAUCUGACUCUUAAACUUUUUUGUUUGAUGACUCUACAUUUUAUUUUACAUGAAUUGGGAAAUGACAUGUAAGCUAUACAGGCAACCAAUGCCCUGGAGAGCUCACCCUACUAUACUGCAGCUUUUGGAGAACAGUAUUUUAACAAAUCAAACUCACAGUUAAAGAACAUUCAAAUGCUCUGAUUGUCUUUUAAAAUUAAAGGGGAAAAAACUGUUGCAAUAUAUUUUCCUGUCUGAUAAGAACACUGAAUCAAAUGAAUGAAAAAUAUUUCUGUACAGGUUUAUUUCUACAGUUGUGUUGUAAUGCUUGAUGGUUCGUGACAUAUCCUGAGAAGAACUCCGCAUUUGCCAUUGCAACUUACCUAUGAUAAAUUAUGGCUGAGAAUGGACACUUCACUCAUGUUGGUUGCGUCAGCGUCAUAAUUUCCAGUAUAUAUAUAUAUAUUUUUUUGAAUUUGUGACUGGUAGAUGGAGUGCUAAAAUAACGUUAUUAACUGGUUAAUGGCCAUUAAAAAAAAAGUUCAUUCAGAACUAUCUGUUUAGACCUGUUCAUUUUCUGUUUUUGGUUAUGUUCCUGUCAAAAUUUCUAUUGUUUCUGUUUUCUGUUUUCAUUCCUUCAACAGGUUCAGAUCCCUGAUGCAGACAGACAAUAUGAAGAACAGAUGGAAAACUAAGCUAAAGCUAAAGUGACCUGGUCCCAUCUUGGUGCCCCCAGAAUGUGAUUUCUACAAAUGGUUGACACCAAUCCAUGAAGCCAUGUAAAAUAUAUGGGUAGAGCUUAAUCAGAGUUUCUUUUUUUUUUACAAUUAUUUUUGUUUUCCCAAAAGGAAACGUGUCAUUUUCAACUUGUCAAACCUGUGUGAGCUUCUUUCUUCUGGUUUAAAUUGUUACGUGUUUGGAACAGCUUGAGAGUAAGUUAGCAAUGACAAAAUGUAAAUUUUUGGGUGAACUAUCCCUUUAACAUUCAGUUGAGUUCUCAGUGUAUACUUCCUUUUUUCUCUUCUGUAUUUUGUCAUAUUUCAAUGCUCUGUACUGUCUCAUAAAGGCAGACGUUUCUCUUUGUGUAAAAUAAAUACUGUAUAAUGCAA